GCCAUGCGCCUCUGCCGCCUAGCGCUGUUCCCGGGCGUGGCGCUUCUUCUCGCCGCCGCCCGCCUCGCCGCUGCCUCCGACGUGCUGGAACUCACCGACGACAACUUCGAGAGUCGCAUCUCCGACACGGGCUCUGCGGGGCUCAUGCUCGUGGAGUUCUUUGCCCCCUGGUGUGGACACUGCAAGAGGCUUGCACCUGAAUAUGAAGCGGCAGCUACCAGGUUAAAAGGAAUAGUUCCAUUAGCAAAGGUUGAUUGUACUGCCAAUACAAAUACUUGUAAUAAGUAUGGAGUGAGUGGAUAUCCAACCCUGAAGAUAUUUAGAGAUGGUGAAGAAGCAGGUGCUUAUGAUGGGCCCAGGACUGCUGAUGGAAUUGUCAGCCACCUGAAGAAGCAGGCUGGUCCAGCUUCAGUUCCUCUCAGAACUGAGGAAGAGUUUGAGUUCAUUAGUGAUAAAGAUGCUUCUGUGGUGGGUUUUUUCAAGGAUUUAUUCAGUGAAGCUCACUCUGAGUUUCUAAAAGCAGCCAGCAACUUGAGGGAUAACUACCGAUUUGCACACACCAAUGUUGAAUCUCUGGUGGACAAGUAUGAUGAUGAUGGAGAGGGUAUCACCUUGUUUCGGCCUUUACAUCUGAUGAACAAGUUUGAGGACAAGACUGUGGCAUAUACAGAACCGAAAAUGACCAGUGGAAAGAUUAAAAAAUUUAUUCAGGAAAACAUUUUUGGUAUCUGCCCUCACAUGACAGAAGACAAUAAAGAUUUGAUACAGGGCAAGGACUUACUGCUGGCUUACUAUGAUGUGGACUAUGAAAAGAAUGCUAAAGGUUCCAACUACUGGAGAAACAGAGUGAUGAUGGUGGCAAAGAAAUUCCUAGAUGCUGGGAAGAAACUCAACUUUGCUGUAGCUAGCCGCAAAACCUUUAGUCAUGAACUUUCUGAUUUUGGCUUGGAAAGCACUGCUGGAGAGAUUCCUGUUGUUGCUAUCAGAACUGCAAAAGGAGAGAAGUUUGUCAUGCAGGAGGAAUUCUCGCGUGAUGGCAAGGCUCUUGAGAGAUUCCUGCAGGAUUACUUUGAUGGCAACCUAAAGAGAUACCUUAAGUCUGAACCUAUCCCAGAGAGCAAUGAUGGGCCUGUUAAGGUUGUGGUAGCAGAGAAUUUUGAUGAAAUAGUGAAUGAUGAAAAUAAAGAUGUACUGAUUGAAUUUUAUGCUCCUUGGUGUGGUCACUGUAAGAAUCUGGAGCCUAAGUAUAAAGAACUGGGAGAGAAGCUCAGAAAAGAUCCAAAUAUUAUCAUAGCCAAGAUGGAUGCUACAGCCAAUGAUGUGCCUUCUCCAUAUGAAGUCAGAGGUUUUCCUACCAUCUAUUUCUCUCCAGCCAACAAGAAGCUAAAUCCAAAGAAAUAUGAAGGUGGCCGUGAAUUGAGUGAUUUUAUUAGCUAUCUACAGCGAGAGGCUACAAACCCCCCUAUAAUUCAAGAAGAAAAACCCAAGAAGAAGAAGAAGGCACAGGAGGAUCUCUAAAGC
This is a messenger RNA of Sus scrofa (pig), 1521 nucleotides long. It is a transcript of the gene PDIA3, whose product is annotated as protein disulfide isomerase family A member 3. Gene Ontology annotation, biological process: response to endoplasmic reticulum stress; protein folding. NCBI's taxonomy places the organism in Eukaryota, Metazoa, Chordata, Mammalia, Artiodactyla, Suidae. Gene Ontology annotation, cellular component: cell surface; endoplasmic reticulum. The record is from RefSeq and is marked provisional. Gene Ontology annotation, molecular function: protein disulfide isomerase activity.